GAACAACUGAGGUUGCGCAUAUCACCCGGAAGAGCUAGAAGUCCUGCUCGACUUGUACGGUCACGGUCCUGAAGCAGAGAAGCUUCCUCUAUUAUCAUAAUUUAAUCUUAAUUUAUGCUGCUAUCUAUUGGUAUACGAAAUGCAUUAUCGUUCGUCGUUUAUCCUAUUUCACAAGAUGAAUGUCCACGAUUAUACAAGAAAAUCAGUUGUAGGCUGAUCCUCCUUCUCAAAUGCCAUACUUCCAUGUCCAGUCGAUUGAAGCUUCUUACCCUUCACUUCUUAGCUCCUCUUACGU
This is a messenger RNA of Amoebophrya sp. A25, 295 nucleotides long. NCBI's taxonomy places the organism in Eukaryota, Dinophyceae, Syndiniales, Amoebophryaceae. The record is from the annotation of a GenBank genome assembly.